AUGAGACAUAAAAGAGGUCCCUCUGAGAAGACAACGCAAGCGAAGAAAGCAAGACUAAGAGAAUCCUCCGGAUCAAGACCUCCAGCACCUCUGCAUGAGCCUUCUAGUAAGUCUGUCUCUCUUGCUCCCUCUGCACUAACACAAUCAAUUGCUUCUUAUAUCCCUCAACCAACACCCAUAUACACUCAAUCUGAAACCCCUUCCUCAACCACCAGAACAUCUCAUCCACCCUCCCAGAAAUUCAACCUUGCCACCACCACCCUACCCUUAUCUGAAGCUGAAAGACUAAACGAAACCACCUCUUCAUCUUCUUCUCCAGAAUCACCCCCCUACUUCACCAUCUCAUCUGACACAAAACCUUCUGACCCCUCUUAUCCCACUCUAGCCCAACUUCAGAACCAGACUCUGGUCUCACCACAGCCACAACAAUCUCCACCUCAACCUGAAGCCACCUCACCACCCGCAGAACAACCAAACCCAACACCAUCUGACCCUUAA
Lathyrus oleraceus (garden pea) is the source of this 498-nucleotide messenger RNA. RefSeq names its product extensin-like. NCBI's taxonomy places the organism in Eukaryota, Viridiplantae, Streptophyta, Magnoliopsida, Fabales, Fabaceae. The transcript has a single exon. The coding region runs from base 1 to 498 and encodes 165 amino acids. The record is from RefSeq and is a predicted model, not a curated record.